Messenger RNA from Lucilia cuprina (Australian sheep blowfly), 6362 nucleotides. RefSeq names its product ADP-ribosylation factor-like protein 4A (gene Arl4). Gene Ontology annotation, biological process: intracellular protein transport; vesicle-mediated transport. Lineage: Eukaryota; Metazoa; Arthropoda; Insecta; Diptera; Calliphoridae. Bases 263 to 1423 code for a protein of 386 amino acids. The record is from RefSeq and is a predicted model, not a curated record. The transcript has 4 exons. Gene Ontology annotation, molecular function: GTPase activity; GTP binding. Gene Ontology annotation, cellular component: cytoplasm.
GAAAAAUGAAAAUACAUUCGCGUUAUUAAUAUAAUGUAUAAUUUUAUAUAUUAGAGUAUAAAUAUUAAUAAUUCUACUAAUCAUAUAUGGAUUGGAGUGUUUGUAUAUGUGUUUGCUAUCUUUAUUGCUACUACAAUUCUAAUUGUAAAAAUUGUUAAACAAAAUUGUUGGUUGUAGAUUUUUAGCAUCAAAAUGGGCAACUGUUUAAAGUAAUAAAAUAUUUAUGUUGAUCCUUUAAAUAUUUGUACUCUUUGGGUGUAAAAUGGGUACAACAAUGGGAAAAAAUGGCCAUUUCCUGGAUGCCCUACCAUCGCAGGGCACAUUACAUGUUGUAAUGUUGGGUCUUGAUUCGGCUGGAAAAACUACUGCUUUGUACAGACUAAAAUUUGACCAAUAUUUGAAUACUGUUCCCACAAUUGGUUUUAACUGUGAAAAAGUACAAGGCAUGGUUGGUAAAGCUAAAGGAGUGCAAUUUCUAGUAUGGGACGUGGGAGGACAAGAAAAACUGAGACCUUUGUGGAGAAGUUAUACACGAUGCACGGAUGGAAUACUGUUUGUGGUAGAUUCUGUGGAUGUUGAAAGAAUGGAAGAAGCAAAAAUGGAACUUAUGCGCACUGCAAAAUGUCCAGAUAAUCAAGGUGUUCCGGUCCUAAUAUUGGCUAAUAAACAAGACUUACCUGGUGCUCGCGAACCUAAAGAACUGGAGAAGCUGCUAGGAUUACACGAACUGCUUACACCAAAUUCUAUCAAUAUAAGUUCGGUUCUAAAAACGUGUUCCUCUUCCACUGGCAAUAUUGUAGCUUCUACGAAAGCCAUAGAAACUGAAAACGAAGAAGACUACGGUUAUGGGGAAAUAGGUGUUGGAAAUACAUCUUCUUCCGUUAUCAAUUCAAAGCUGUCUUCAUCGUCACCAUCCAAUCAACAAAGCACCCGCGUAAUUACUGAUAUGCAAAAUAAAGCGCCCUCAUUAAAAAAUUAUUCAUCGACUUCACUACUAGACUCCUAUCAUUAUCAACAACAACAGCAACUUAAAUCAAAUCAACAACAUACUUCGCAAAAGUCGCUAGUUACGCACGAAUUACAGACAAAUUUAGUAACUCACCAGUCUUCUCCCUCCUCACUAGUAUGUACUCCAACCUCAUCCAAUAUACCCAGCAGCUGUAACAUUACCAAUAAUACUAGCCAUCAUAAUGACAAUAUUUCUAAAUUGACACCAUCUGCCACAACAUCAAAUAUAAAUAAUUCUGCAAUAUUACAAAAGUCAUGCAGUAAUGCUAGCAACAUUUCAACCCAAUACAAGGGUUGGUAUAUACAACCUGCAUGUGCUAUUACAGGCGAAGGAUUACAAGAAGGACUUGAAGCUCUAUAUGAUAUGAUUCUAAAACGACGUAAAAUUCAAAAGAUCCACAAAAAGAGACGGUAAUAUUUAUCAAAACUGGAAAUAUUGUAAAUCAUGUUAAAUAUUAAAAAAAAAAAAUUUACAAAUGUAAUGAGAACUGGGCAACGCUUAGAACUUGAUAUUGUGAUUUAUAAUGAAAUACGUUUGCAAAUAUGUAUUUGCGAUUUCUAUGUAUCCAAAUUAAAGAUGGAACGGUCAAAUUAUAUAAAAGUUCUGAUAAAUGAUAUGGUGUUCAUAUCUGAAAUCAGUAUCAAUGUACUAUGUGCGAUUUGCUACACAUAAAUUUUUUUUCGACACUAUGCUCAAGAAAUAACAGUCGUAAAACAUAUGGGCAUUACACGAGUCAAUGACUUUGUUUUAGUAGAUAUUUUUAAAUUAAGCAAUUACUCAUAAUGAUGAUAUAAAAUGUUCGUACAUAUACCAGAAUUUUUUUACGAUUGAAAGUGAAUUCCUUAAUUUGUUCAUUAGAUAUAUACAAUGUUGCCAAAUUUAAAACGAAGUGAAAUGUUUAUAUACAAGAGAAAGAGCUUAAUAAACUGUUGUUUACUUCUAUCAUUGCACAUGGAAGUUAGUGAAUUAAAACAAAUAAAAAUUAAGUAUGGAAUCUUUAACAGAUUCAAAGGAAUUUGUUUUAAACCCUUCCCAAAGGAAUCUUCUAAAUGUUAAACAUUGAAAUGAAUAUCACUUUUAUUUUGCACCAAGAAAUUUAUUUUAUUUAUUGGCAUACGCAUUUACAAUAAACAUACACUUAUAUACUCAUUUACUUAAAGAGUAACCUAAUUGAGAUAACGUAAUUUUCAGUAAUUUUUUUAUGUUUUAAAUAACUGCACUUAAUUUGUCACAAAUGAUUUUGUUAUAAAAAAAUUAAUUUGUAGGAAGCUGAUAAAAUCGGGCUUUAGCGCCGUAAAUACAAGUUAUUUUUAAAUCGAAUAACUUGACCAAAAUAUUUAAAGCAAAAUUCGAAUGACUAUGUCGGAAUGAUAAUAUUCUUUUAAUGAUACAACCAAAAGGGUUCAAUUUAUUAGAAGCUGACAGUUAAUGACACUGGUCCUGUAAAAAUUAUUUUCCCCGUCCGACUACUAUUACUUUAAUCAAUGCAGAAUGCUCUACUAUUUUGCCCACAAAUAAAAAAUACAGCAUAAAUAAAAAAUACAAGUUAUAAAUAUAAAAGUUGUAUUUUAAAAUGUCAUAAUUGGUAUAAUUUCACAAUUUUAAUUAACAUUGCUGUACCUAACAUCGUUGAUUUUAGUUAAUAUUAAUUAAAAUUGUGAAAUUAUACCAAUUAUGACAUUUUAAAAUGCAAUUUAUUGUUUUGUAAAUCAUAUAAUUUCAAGUUCUCCAAGGCAAAUAUUUAUAAUAUAAAAAAACUAUUUAAAAUGUCGUGGUAGCACCGCGGUAUUUUUCGAUACCAAAAAGUACUCAGAAAAGUACAAUAGUCUAGCAUUAAAUGAGCGAGACACAAAUAUGUGCCUCUCAUAAGUAUUCGAAUUUAGGUAUCCUAUGGAAAGAAACCAAAUUUAAUAAUAUUUUUUGUGUGCAAAAUAAAUAAAUACAUUUGUUAUAUCAUCUAGGCAGUCCUUAGGUUUUAUAUCACAAUUUUUAUUACUUGAAAAAUCUACAUUUAUUUAAAUUAAUUAAGCUUUUUUUUUAAAGGAUGUCCAUAUAAUUACCUCACAAAAGUAUUAGAAUUUUUCCUGUAUUUCACAUUUUAUCAUAUUAUACGAAACAUAAAAUUAGAAUCUAAUGUUUUUUUUUUGCUUAAAAUUGUUUAAGGGGUUACUAUCAACCGAAGGGAUAUAUUUUUAGAGCCUUUAUGUAUUGCAAACUUUUCCGUCUAAAACAUAACCUAUGAGCAGUUGUUUUGACAAAUAUUACUUUUAUCAAAUGAAAACUUUUUAAAACAUUGAAAACCAUACCAUAAUAAUAUUAAUAAUAUUUAAAAAACAAACCUUACAAUUACCAUUUACUUAAAAAGUACGAUUUGAUUAUUUUAUGGUUUUUGUUAAUUGUAUUUUUUUCACUUUUUACUUAGUUUUAAUUGGCCAACACUCGGUUGAACCAAGAAAUAAGUAACGUGACUGAUUACUGAAACAUGUAAAAUUUGGAUAAAACGUUGUUAAAACAAAGAAUGUAACAAACUAGUAUUUCUUAAAAAAAUAACGUAUCGGUUUAAACAAAGAAUGUAGAUCUUUGUCUGAAAGCACCGACCUAAGUAUCUUAUAAGGUUAACGGAACUUUUUAGUCAAAUACUAGCAAGUAAAAUAAUUUUUAAAGUUUAUAUUUAUGCUUCUAAUGUUACCACAUUUCACAUCUUUUAUAAAAAAUACGUUCCGUCGCUAAAAUGGCAACGUACAAAAACGUGACUGCGAUGGUAAUGCAGUAUGCAUACAAUCGUAAAGCAUUAAAAUGAAAUUGCAUUUCUUUUUCUUUUAUUUAUGAUUCAGUUUUUUGUUGAAUAGAUUUUUUAAUCGAAAUGCCAAAUAGAGGUAAAUACAUACGUUUUGCAAAUGAUCUAGAAGCUGUUUGAUCAGAAUGGUGCCGAAUUUUUUAUUACAAAAAGGUAACAACAUACAUAAAUAUUUUAAAUGGAAAAUACAGAAACGCUGGUGUAAAUGCCAAAUAGAGGUAAAUACAUACGUUUUGCAAAUGAUCUAGAAUCUGUUUGAUCAGAAUCAACACCUGUGGUGCCGAAUUUUUUAUCACAAAAUGGUAACAACAUACAUAAAUAUUUUAAAUGGAAAAUACAGAAACGCUGGUAUAGAAGACAUUAAAAUUGUAUGUUCUAGUAGUGCCUCUUUGGUAGGAAGCUUUUGACCAAUUCAAUAUAAAAAUAUAAAAUAAUAGUAGUCUACUGCAGUCGUCUACUGCAUUAGAAAAUACACAAAGUUUUAAUAAAUUGAGAGUAUAACAUAACAAUAAAAUGAAAUAUAUUCUUAAAAAUAUAUAUAAAACUAAAAUAGAGUGUGAAACAUAAUCCUACACAUCAGAAUACAAAAAUAGUAAUUGUAAAAUAAAAUAAAAUUAUUUUUAAAGAUGUUCUUAAUUGUAAAUUAAUUAUAUAUAUUAAUAUAUUAUUAAAACAUUUACAUUAUAGAUGAAAUGUUAACCUUUAUUGCCAAUUUUUUAAUAAGAAAAUUGGCAUUUUUAUUUUCCUUCAAUCUAUAGGUAAUAAUAAACAUUUGAACAAAACAUUCAAUAGAAAUGGGCUGAUACAUAACUGAAAUAUUUUAUAUUUUAUUUACAAACUAAAUAGUUUUUUGACAACUUUUGAAAGUUGUUAUAUUUUCUUAAAUUUUUAGUGGAAAAAAAAUAUUUUCAAUAAUUUUCGAGGAAGUUCUUAGAUUUUUGUUUUCAAAUUUAAACAUUUUUAGAAAAGUUAAAUAAAAAAAUCGAUGUUGUAUUUUUUGAUAUUUAUUGCAAAAUGGUGAGGUUUAUUUUUACGGAAACGUAUUAAACAAAUUAUAUUAAUUGUGAGAAUACGGUAGUAAGCAAUGCCUCUACAAUUAAUAAAAGCGGUGCUUUAUUUUUUCCACCGCUAUAUUUUUGAAUAACUUUCCAUGAAAGCGUUAAAUAUGCAUUUAUUUUGAAAAUAAUUUGAUAAAAAUGAAAAUUUAAAAUUUUCCAAUUACAAAAAUUUUAACUAAAAAUGUACCACAAAAUUAAUUAAGUACAAUAUUACGAUUUUGCAAUUGUAGAAUGGGAAUUUUUUAGAUCGGCAUUAAAAAUAUUUUAAUAACUUAUUUUUUUGAUGUAUAAAUGUGUGUUAUUACCUACAGAUGAAGAAAAAUUACAAUAUAUACAACUUUACUUCAAUAUGGAACUUUUUUUAAACUGGAAAACAUUUCCCUAAUGGAUCAAAAAUGAUUAUUUAUGCAAAAUUAUGGACUGCCAUUAUUCCAUUAGUUCUUCUAGUUUGCACGCAUAUUACGACUUGAAAAAAGAAAUUACUAAAAGAGACAAAGUAAAACAAUUCAUUCUGAAUUUAAAAUAGAAAUUUGUGUGAGGAGCGGGUUUCAUUUGUAAGGAAUAGGACUUGUUAAAAAGUGUUAUUAUAUAACAUUGUCAUAUAAAUUACCCUUCCUUAAUGUAGAUUUCAACAAAACUGUGAAUACACUAUCUCAUCGAAUUUUGAGGGUGCUGUAGCUUAAGUGGUUAUCAUGUUGAUCAAUAAGCCUUAUUUGGUUCGCGAGCCCUUGAUUCGAUCCCCAGCCGCUGCCAAUCAACAACAUCAAUUAAUGAUAAAUUGUUAGUAUCUAUUAGCCCUCCUUCGGGGGUAUACUCUAUAGAAUUAAAUCGUCGCCGAAGUAAAAUAAAUAUAAAUUGGCUAUAAAAAUAAAGCUUAAUGUUAAUGCGCCUACUCGACACCAGAGGCGCUGCAACACUGUCCUUAAAAUAAACUUUACGUACAAUUACAGAGUCGUAAAUUAAUAACGCUUUCUUCUAUUCUCCACUUUCACCAUCUUCCUGCUCUACUCAAUCCCAUUCCAAGGAAAGUAACAUCAGGCAUUAAUACCUGAGUGUUACUUCUCUUAAAAAAAUAACGGUAACAAACCGAGGAAUGUUCUGUCUUUAGACAAUUUCGUCCUUUGUAGCAAUUAUUGACCAAAUUAAAGGUGGAUAUUGCGGCUGACAGUACUAAAAAAUAUUUAUUCAAAAUAACAAAAGUAUCGGUGUAUUUUUUCUUUAAAUCUUAAUUUUUCUCAUAUACACCAUUUUUUUGUCCAAUCAAUGGAUUUUUUACAGUAAGAUUCACGCUGGCAGAAAUCAAAAUUUUUCCAGAUUAAAAAACGCAAAAGUUGCUAUAUUAAAGUAAGUUUUUAUAGAUAUAUACAUUUCUUUUUUUCUAUACCAAAGAAACUUUUAGUUAUUUUUAAAUAAAAACAAAAUAUUAUAAAAAUGUAUGUCUAAUAUAUAUCAUUAUUAAGUAAAUAAAGUAAGAAAAGUGAUGUAAGUUUUCCAAAUU